This is a messenger RNA of Fraxinus pennsylvanica, 2454 nucleotides long. The record is from the annotation of a GenBank genome assembly. NCBI's taxonomy places the organism in Eukaryota, Viridiplantae, Streptophyta, Magnoliopsida, Lamiales, Oleaceae.
AUGAAACAUUCAGAUGGAGGCCAUGAGCAAGACCAAGCCAUUUCCCUCCUUCGUCAGGUCUCUGAUGUCGACCACCGCCAUUACGAUGAGAAUUACGUCCAAGAACUCAUCGAGAAGGCCAUCUGGUUCACUUUGCAUGUGUCCAGAGAAGGGAUUUCUGCGAUGCACCGUGUGGGAAGUGCAGGGAACACGUCUAAUUCAGUUCGUCCUCGCAAGGAAAAGAAGUUCACAUAUGUGUUGAAUGAUUCAGAUGACACAAAGCACUGCGCUGGCAUAAAUUGCUUGGCUGUGUUGAAGUCAUCCAGACCAGGUGGGUCUGAUUAUCUCUUUACUGGGAGUCGUGAUGGCACGUUAAAGAGAUGGGCCUUGGGUGAAGAUGUUGCUACCUGCUCUGCUACAUUUGAGUCCCAUGUUGAUUGGGUCAAUGAUGCUGUUCUUACUGGCGGUGACACAUUAGUUUCUUGCUCCUCAGAUACCACUGUUAAGAUCUGGAAUUGCUUGUCUGAUGAAACAUGUACCAGAACGUUGCGUCAGCACUCUGACUAUGUCACUUGCCUUGCAGCAGCAGAAAACAAUAGCAAUAUUGUUGCCUCUGGUGGCCUAGGUGGGGAAGUUUUCAUAUGGGAUCUUGAAGCUGCACUUUCUCCCCUGUCCAAGUCAAAUGAUUCAGCUGAAGAUGAUGGUGCAGCUAGUGUCAAUGGUUUGGUAUCUUCGUUAACUAAUACGAGUAUGCGGCCUAUUGGUUCAAGUAAUAACAUUUCUCUGCAUGCUACUCAAUCUCGAGGAUACACUCCUAUAUCUGCAAAAGGCCAUAAAGAGUCAGUUUAUGCAUUGGCCACGAAUGACCGGGGAACUCUUCUCGUCUCUGGUGGAACUGAGAAGGUAGUACGUGUAUGGGACCCAAGAACCGGUUCUAAGAACAUGAAGCUCAGGGGGCAUACUGAUAAUAUUCGGUCACUACUGUUGGAUUCUACUGGAAGAUUUUGCUUAUCUGGGUCCUCUGAUUCUAUGAUCAGGCUUUGGGAUCUUGGUCAGCAGCGUUGUGUGCAUUCCUAUGCUGUGCACACAGAUUCUGUAUGGGCACUUGCUAGCACGCCAGCAUUUAGUCAUGUUUAUAGUGGUGGAAGAGACAGUUCUUUAUAUAUGACAGACUUGGAAACAAGAGAAAGUGUUUUACUUUGUACAAAGGAACAUCCCAUUUCGCGAUUGGCAUUGCAUGACAACAGUAUUUGGGUUGCUACAACAGAUUCUUCUGUGGACAGAUGGCCAUCUGAAGCACAUAAUCCCAUGAAAGUUUUCCAAAGAGGCGGUUCAUUCUUGGCUGGAAACUUGUCAUUUUCAAGGGCAAAGGCUUCACUGGAAGGUUCUGCACCUGUUCCUGUUUAUAGAGAACCUUGUCUUUGCAUUCCUGGAACCCCGGGGUUGGUACAGCAUGAGAUUUUAAACAAUAGAAGACAUGUCCUGACUAAGGAUACUACUGGCUCAGUGAAAUUAUGGGAAAUUACAAAGGGUAUGGUGAUUGAAAACUAUGGAAAGGUUUCGUUUGAUAAGAAGAAAGAAGAAUUAUUUGAGAUGGUAAGCAUCCCCUCAUGGUAUACCAUAGAUACUAGGCUCGGGAGUAUAUCGGUGCACUUAGAAACCCCCCAAUGCUUUUCUGCUGAGAUGUAUUCUACUGACCUGAACAUUACGGGGAAGCCUGAGGAUGACAAGGUUAAUUUGGCACGAGAAACCCUUAAAGGGCUGUUGUCUCAUUGGUUAACUAAAAGAAGGCAGAAAUUUGGAUCUCAAGCUUCAGCAAAUGGAGAAAUCCCAUCUGGGAAGGAUACAUCUACAAGGACAUUUGCCUUGUGUCGAAUUGAGGGGGAUAGUACUGGUGAAAAUGACCAUGUUGUGUAUCCACCAUUUGAAUUUUCAGCAGCUUCCCCUCCUUCCAUCAUUACUGAGGGCUCUCAAGGAGGCCCAUGGAGAAAGAAAAUUACUGACCUAGAUGGAACUGAAGACGAGAAAGACUUUCCAUGGUGGGUUCUGGAUUGUGUAUUAAAUAAUCGCUUGCCUCCCAGGGAAAAUACCAAAUGUAGCUUCUAUUUGCAACCAUGUGAAGGUUCUACAGUGCAGAUUCUCACACAAGGAAAACUUAGUGCCCCUCGCAUUUUGAGAAUACAUAAAGUUGUCAACUAUGUGAUAGAAAAAAUGGUUCUCGAUAAGCCAUUGGAUAGUAUGAAUGCGGAUGGAGCUUUUGCCCCUGGGAUACCUGGAGGUCAGAUUUCGCAUCCAGGUGUUGGAGGAGAUGGGUCUUUCUGGUCUGGACUGAAGUCUCGACAAAAACUGAAGCCCUCUAUAGAGAUCUUGUGUAAUAACCAGGUAUUACCCCCUGACAUGAGCUUAGCCACUGUGAUGGAUGGCAAUUUAAAGGAUCAAAUUGGUUAUGUUUGUGGAGUUAAUUUCUGCUUGUAA